Messenger RNA from Fopius arisanus, 1316 nucleotides. RefSeq lists its product as uncharacterized. The transcript has 4 exons. Bases 327 to 998 code for a protein of 223 amino acids. Lineage: Eukaryota; Metazoa; Arthropoda; Insecta; Hymenoptera; Braconidae. The record is from RefSeq and is a predicted model, not a curated record.
UGAGUUGACUAUCAUUAACAAGUAUGUUUUGACUCAUAACGCAAAUGAUGACGUGAUAAUGAAAUCAUCGAUUUUUUUACGAUUAAAUUCAGAGCAAUUAUUAUUUCUUCAUAAUUUAUAGCCAUCUUUGAAAAUCGAUGGGGGAAAUUAUUGUAAUAAAAAUGAUGAAAAAAAUUAGAAAUUACCAAGACGUGAUGUAUGUUCUGGGAAAAAUAAGAAUGAUUGCUGAUAUCAAUGAUUGCUUUUUGUUUUACUCAGUAUUCGCAUUUUAUUAUUUUCGUUGAUAUGGAAUAAAAUUUAACCAAGUUCUAUUUACCUCGUGCACGAUGUUCAAUUGGAUGUUUUCUAGUAAAAUAAAUAGUGAUUAUUUCUCGUGGCUAUUCUCUUUUUAUGAACAAAUUCAUCGGGACGUGAAUGUUUUAAUUGAUGGUGUGAAUAAUAAGAAUUGGAUUGAAAGAAUAAUACCAUGGAUUAAUCAGCCAGAUGAGGCUGAUUGGCAAAUGUUUGCAUUUCCAAUUUUAACAUUAAUGGUUAUUAUUUUCAUCACCAUUAUGACAGUUAAGUGGUUGCAAGCUUUUCCAUCAGAUCCUCGAAAUUUCGUUGAACCCGCAGACAAUGAGGAUCAAAUGAUCAUGGAAUAUCUUGAAUUUGUUCCGACGCCCUUGGAAAUUAAUAGAAUUAUAAAGGAAAGAAUAUUACAUUUCGACGCGGAAAAUUAUAAUCAGCUUUACAUUUUGCCACUUGGCUUCAACACAGUUGGAAAUUCAUCCCUACAAAUAAAUGAAAUAAUCGACACGAUUGAUAGUCUCGAUGACGAUGAAUUGGAAUUUAAAAAUAUCUUGGAUGAGAUAAUUGAUAAAAUCGUAGCGCACGUGGAAAAUAAUUCAAAAGGCACCACUAAAUUGGAGGAUUCGAGUUUAAGCCAACGGCCAUGCAAAAACAAUUCUAGAAUACCACUACUGAAAUCCCGUCAGGGUCAGACGACGCCAUCUGUCUGACUAUUCAGGAACAGAGGCAAAUUGAAAUAAAUUGAAGUGAAGGAAUUUUUCAGUGUUUUGAGAUUCAUUCUAACAUGAAAUCCGUUCAAGGUCAUGCUCCAUACGAUGUGACAAACGAAAAAAUUGCCGGAAGAAAAUGAACAAAAAAGGGGUAAAAUGGGAUAGGAGAAAAACGAGGAGAAAUUUUGGUCUUCAGAGAAUUAUGAAACUGUUUUGAAGUAUUAAAAAAAUUGAAAUUUUCCCCGAUACGAUUUUUAUGGCAGACUAAAAUAUCUUGUGGCCAUAAUUUUUUUUCCUUUUGUAACGAAAUUGAGUAGC